This is a messenger RNA of Echinococcus granulosus, 1170 nucleotides long. Its product is annotated as Solute carrier family 25 member. Bases 1 to 1170 code for a protein of 389 amino acids. Gene Ontology annotation, biological process: mitochondrial transmembrane transport. The record is from RefSeq and is a predicted model, not a curated record. The transcript has 8 exons. NCBI's taxonomy places the organism in Eukaryota, Metazoa, Platyhelminthes, Cestoda, Cyclophyllidea, Taeniidae.
AUGGGCAUUCAGCAUCAAGAUGGUGUUGGAUCAUGUGAUUGUGGUCCAAAAAGAAUAAUUGCUUCCACCCUAGGAGGAAUUCUUACGUCUUUAGUUAUGACUCCACUGGACGUUGUCAAAAUACGCAUGCAGUCUGCUUCAAAACAUGGCAAUUGUUUUCUGUACUGUAAUGGGCUGAUGGAUCAUCUUUGUGCCUGUGAAAAUGGGGUUAGCCUGGCAGGGACUCGAUCAAAGCCUUGGUUUAGGCCGAGGAGAAAUUUCAAAUCCUUUUGGGUGCGUACCCAACCCUGUUACCAUCCGGAAGGCAUUGCAUGUUGCAUUUUCCACUCUGGUUUGAGGCAUCUUCGUAUUCCCCAAACUGUAAAUAGCUUCACUUAUAGAAUGUCCUCCGCUGAAGCCCUUUCUACCAUCGUCAAAACAGAGGGUAUGCUGUCUCUUUGGAGUGGUUUGUCACCAACGCUGAUGAUGGCUCUUCCGCAGACAGUUAUGUAUUAUUCACUCAAUGAUUGGCUUAAGCACCGGAUUAGCCUAUACUACAUUUCAAGUGAAUGUCAAGUUUAUCAGACCACCCAAUUUAUGAAUAUUAUACCUCCUAUUGUUGGUGUUAUAUCGCGGGUUUUUUCUGUGUUCACGAUUUCGCCAUUGGAACUUAUGCGUACAAAGCUGCAGUCAAAACCGAUGACUGUACGAUCAUUUUAUGAAACUGCCAGGUCUACUGUAAUUCAGGGUGGCAUCCGAAGCUUAUGGAUUGGCGUAGGUCCAACACUUCUUCGUGAUGUGCCUUUCUCGGCAAUAUUUUGGUAUACUUACGACUAUAACAAAAACAAAUACCGCCAAACUCGCUUGCAGGUCUCAUCAAAUGAAGAAGCUUCAGCAACUCUAGAGUUCCCAGUGGUCUUUUUCUACGGAGCCACUGCUGGCUUUGCUGCUGGGGUGAUUACACAUCCGUUUGAUGUAAUUAAAACUCACCGUCAGUUAGAGCUGGGUGCAGCUCUUUUUGGUCAAAAGGCAUAUUCGAAAUCGACGUGGAAAGCCCUCCAGCAGCUUUACAAACAGAAGGGUGUUGAGGCUCUUUUUAGUGGUUUUACACCGAGACUUUUGAAAACAACUACUGCAUCAGCAUUGAUGGUCUCCGUAUUUGAGGUGGUGAAACAGAGUCUACCGAAGUAG